UAUAAAGUAUCAUCUGCAGGUUUGAUGCGUCAUUUACCUCGCAGCGUCGCCGAGAGUACAUCUUUGCAAAACUGAAGGAUCCUUGAAAAGUCUAACAUACAGAGACGAAGAUGAGUGCGAAAGUUUUCUUCUUCAUCAGUGCUCUUGUGUUUGUGAUGCAAAUUGAGGCUAAUCCGCUGUACGGGCGAGAUCUUUUUCGGAGACUGGACAUGCGGCCGAGGAUGGACGAGCAUCCGGAAGCAUACAUACGUCGACGUCUAGAUCUAAAGCCAAUGAUGGACGAGACCCCUGAUGAGUACAUUGCUCGACGUGAUGCCCUCUUAUACCGUAAGGGACUCUGUGAAGACAUGGCAGGGGCCGGGGGCUACUGUCGAAAAUGGAUACGGAUGUGUGCUUCUGAUAAGAUCGUGCAUUAUGUUGACAGAGGCAACUAUGAAUUUUUUACAGACACGCUAUGCUCGGCGACUUGUCAUCCUGAACGAUGCAGUUAGGUUGCGACAUGGUCCUUUUGGUACUUUGUUUUGAUGCAAGUUUUUUUUUCAAUCUUGUCAAGAUAAAAUGAUUUGUAAUGCUGUAAGGCUGUAAUCGUUAGCUUUAUUCGAUAAAAUUCACUUUUGUACUUUAAGAGAGUACACCCUUGUAAUUAAAAAUGUUGAUUUUAACAAUUAAAAUCCUAAUUUCCCGAAUUA
Stylophora pistillata is the source of this 689-nucleotide messenger RNA. RefSeq lists its product as uncharacterized. The record is from RefSeq and is a predicted model, not a curated record. NCBI's taxonomy places the organism in Eukaryota, Metazoa, Cnidaria, Anthozoa, Scleractinia, Pocilloporidae.